AUGCCAAAACCAGCAAAAAAGAUCACUGAUGCAGAUAUUAUAGCAAUUAAUACUCUCCAAAAGGCGAAGGAUUAUUCUUAUAAUGGCAAAAAUUUGGAGGAUAACGAAAAAACUAUUUUUGACAGUGAUUUAUUAAAAGUAAAAGAUGCCGAUGGUAAUAUUGUAAAAAAUACCGAUGGUUCUGAUAAAAUAGAUGAGGAUAAAUUAAGAGAAACUGUUGUUUUGCUAGUUAAUCUUAAAAUAGCUCAAGCUGAAUUAGAAAAUGAAAAAAAUGAUGCUGAAAAAAAUUUAAGUAAAGAAGGUAACGAUUUGUUAAUUAAUUUCCUUGAUAACAGAAGAAAUAAUAAAGUUUCCUAUCAAUUAGUUAAUACAGAGGAAAACGGAGAAAAAAGAGUUGACAAAAUAUUUCAUGAUUAUCAAACUAUCCAAUACCGAAGAAUAAACAGAAAGUUAACAGCAGAAAUAAAAGCUGCAGAUGCUGCUUUAAGUAGUAUUAGCAAUGAAGUAGAAAAACAACUCAAAGAGAUUGAAAAAGCUGAUAAGGAAUUAAAGAAAAAUCAAACACAAGCAGAAGCUAGAGCAUAUAGGGACAAAGUUCAGAAUAUUAUUAAUGCUUUGAAAGCUGAUUUAAAACCUGGUCAAGUGGCUUAUAAUAUUUUAAAUAGAGCUGUUGAGAGCCAGCGAAGAAUUGCUGAAACAGUUUAUCGAAUUAAAACUACGCUAACAAUUCCUACCUUAGGAUCAAUAAUCGAAACUGCUGUUGCAGAACCUUAUUCAGAUAAAAAAUACGCUCACCCAACUUAUUUGGGAGAAGGUUUGCCAUGGCAAAUGAAAAAGUUAUUUGAUCAGUUUGAUAGAAAAAAACUUUUUGCUUUGAUUGAUAAAAAGUUUUCUAGUGAUGCUGGUAAAAUUGAUAAGAUUAAAAAGGCUUUUGAUAGAAUGGUUAAAGAGGUACAAGUGGAGGAUGCAAUUUCAUCUGGAUAUGAGUUAGAUAUUGGUGAAGAUUGUUCUAUGAGUGUUCUCUAUGAUAAAGAAAUUCCAGGUAAUCCGGCUCACGGGAAUUCAGAUCUUAUUCUUCCUAGAAACUUUGAUGAAGCUCGUGGACAUGUUUUAAAUCUCAGUGAUGUUUUAUAUUUCAUGCAUGCUCUUUUCCCUAAGGGAACUGCUAAUUUUUCCGACCUUGAUAUUUUAAAACCAGGUGCUGAUGCUUUGCCUUUUGCUGAUAGUGGUAAAACUUUAGAUACUGAGCAUGGAAAAAGUAUCCCUGAAUUUUUUUGGCAAGUUUAUAAUGAUCCAAAAGCAAUUCAAUGGACAACUAUGAAAGUUGGCUCGGGUACUGAUCUGCCAUUUAUGGCCUAUAAAGAACGUGUUAAGAGGAUGAUUGACACUAACGUUAAAGCGACUGAUAGAAUUGGUACACUUACUGAUGAUCAGCCAUUUGAGACCUUUCAUAAUUUUAGAAAAACUGCGGAAGCAAUAGACUAUGUAACCCUAAAAAAUAGUGGAUUAGUGGUUCCAUAUAUGAUUGAGAACACUAAAGAAGAUCUUACUGAUAUAGAUAAAUUGCAAGCGAAAAAGUCGCAUGAAUUAAAUAAGUUACUUGCGAUUAAUGCUCGCGAAGCUACUAAAGCGGGAGAAUUAAGAGGUUUGAAGGAUAAACUUCAAAAACUUAAAACUGAUAAAAUUGAACAUUUAGAAGCCCAAUUAGAACACCUUGGUAAAAAAAUAACUGAUCCAGCUGAUCAAAAUAAACCAGGUGGAAUGAAAGUUAUAACUGUUCAAGAAGCUUUAGCAAUAAAGAGUUUGUAUCAUUUUGUGAAAGAAUUAUCAAAAGAUAUUCCCAAUAAAGUUUUAGAUCCAAAAUACCAACAGUAUGAUAAUAAUGUAGACCAAGAAGGAAAGAAUUUAAAUGAAGAAGCAAUCAGAGCUUUCUUAGAAGUUGUUAAGGAAGACUUGAAAAAAGGAGAGGAAUUCGGUAAUCUUUCUCCAGAAGAAAAAGCUGAUUUAAGUGCGAUUAAUAAUUAUAUAGAUCAAGCUCCAACUCUUAGAGCAGGCGACCUCGAAAAUGUUUUUAAGGUUGAUGUUGAUAUUUCUGAAAAUAGUAUCGCGAGAAUUAGUGAAAUUGUAAAUUACUUUGAUAAGUUAUCUGAAUCUGACAAAGAUAUUUUUUUUACUGAACUAAAAACUUAUGUAACUGAUAAAGGUUUAACUUCUUUCCCGGGUGAUACUGCCGAUAGACAAGAUAAGAUAAAUUAUUACUUUGUUGAACUUGGUCCAGAACACGUUAUUGGGUUCCGAGCUGCUUAUGAAAUUAAGCAUGAUAAUAGUAAAAAAGAUACACUUAUUACCGAAAUGAAAGGUAAAAAAGAUAAUGAUGUGCCAUUGGAUGUUUCCACCAGCGGUUAUGGAGAUGGCAACGAUUAUACUGAGGCCGGUGUAAUUAAGUAUUAUAGUGAAGAAUUAGGAGGAGUGAAUCAUAGUUAUAAAAAGAUCAAAGACAAAGAUAUAUUAAGAUUUGGUGAUAUAUCUCACGCUCAGCGUAAAAAAGGAAUAACUUCUAUUAGUGAUUAUACCGAAGCUUAUUUGAGUACUGAUGGCAGUUAUGUUAAAGUAACUGAGGAAAGUCCGUACUCGCACUUGCUGGAAUGUGUAGUUCAAUUGGUAGAACAUCGGCCUCCAGAUCCGAUUGUUGUGGGUUCGAGUCCUGCCACCUCUGCCAAAGCAUUUUUACCAAAAGAUUUUUGA
Ambispora leptoticha is the source of this 2745-nucleotide messenger RNA. NCBI's taxonomy places the organism in Eukaryota, Fungi, Glomeromycota, Glomeromycetes, Archaeosporales, Ambisporaceae. The record is from the annotation of a GenBank genome assembly.